AUGGUUAUUUUAAAUUCUCUGAAGAUUCUUUCUUCCGGAACAAGGCAGUCCCUUACCGUGCAAUACAAACCAAGUGAAGAGAUAAGAAAGUCUUUUAUCCUUCCCCCACUGCUGUAUGUCUAUGUGGAAAUAUUCCCAAUAUCUGAGAUAAAUGUUUUUUCUCGGGCAGAGCCACUGUACUUUAUAGACGGAUACCUUGGUGCACAAAAUGGAAAGCCAUAUAUCACUGCUUGUACGUCCGACAAGUUUAUAUCCUCGCAGUAUCAGUCCUAUACCACAGUAGAUCAAGAUCUGCAGCCAGAGCACAUAACACAGUGCAUCAACAAUAAGAUUGAUUUGCUUAUACACAGCGCCAUACGAAAGUCAGAAGCAUCUAGAUUUAAUGUAAAAGACGCCAUUUGUUUGCGAUUAGUAGUUUUUUUGAUUAAAAUAAAUCGGCUGAAAGAGGCGCAGAGAUGCAUUAAGGAGAAUAUGCCCUCGUCGUAUUCGCUCUUUAAAGUUAUUCCGUAUAUAAUAUACGAAAUGCUUCUUUUUGCCCUGCUUAAUUCAGAAGAUCCAGCAGUGAUAGAUGAUAUUGCAUACAUAUCCACUGCACUUCGCAAAAUGGAGAACAGCAAUGAGGAGGACAGAGUUAUAAAUUCAAUUUUGGUUGGACUCAGUCUGUCUGCUGCAAAAAGAACGCCAAGUAUUCUCAAUAUGUACUCACGCGUUCAGGUGUCGCCGCAUAAAUCCAGCAUAUUUUUUUAUAUGCUUUCUCUGUAUAUUGGCCCGGGAUAUAACACAAAGUAUACUCUAAUGGGCCUUGCCAUGGAUAAAAUUGGCUGUAACAUGUGCCUGCCUAGCAAGAUAGAUAGUUCUCGAAAAACAAUUCAGUCUAUAAUAUCACUAGAAAGUGAUUUAGUUACCGAUAGAACUCCCUAUGAUCUUGUUUUGGAUGAGUAUAUUCAUGCCAAAGGAUCAAUUCCAGACCCAGAAAUAUGGAUAUCCAGUGGUAUAGGGGAAUAUAUGACGCAGAACAAGGAAACAUUAUCCUGCACAAAAACAAGGUCUGUGUAUAGCAUAGACCAAAUACUUAAAGACAGAGAAAUAGAAGCGGCAGAUGAUGAAAAUUCAUUCCCAAUCACUGCAAUCUAUACAGAGGGAGACGUGCUAAUAGAAGUUAAUAACCCACAUGUACAGGUAACUGGCCUGCUUCUUAAUCGGCUGCCAUCCAAUACAACAGUUAUAUCUUGCAAUUCUAUGCAGGUUAAGCAAAAAGAAAAGCAAAUUAUUCUUCCAAUAUGCGCAUGUAAUGGAGUAUACAGAUUUUUUGUAUCUGCGUCAUGUGAAAUAGCAGAGGUACAUCUAAAGUACAAAGGGAGCGCGUAUAGCAAGGCGCUCAAUUUAUCGAUUGAAGUACUUGAAGUUCCUAUAGAUAAAAAAAUUGUGGCGCACAGGCUGUGUGUUGUGCCUGGGCACGCACGUAAAGAAAGUCAGGAGAAAAAAGAAAUAGAGGCAUAUCUGCAUAAGUUUAUAAAGGCGCCAUUUACAGUCAUGUCAUUUAAUCCACUGAAGAUACGUCUUCCUUUUGCGUAUAAUGAGAAAAUGCUAUAUACUGAGACAGCACUUGAUUGGGAGUACGUGGAAAUAAUAAAGAUUAAAGAAGAAGAGGAUACACUUAAGAUAGAGUGUCUUCAAAAGGAUAUAACAAUUCGCUACAACAAUAUAGAUACUUCAAUCAAUGCGUUUAACACAAAAACCAUACAAAAGAAGGGAGACAACAAGAUUUCUUGGUCAUUUAAUGAUAAUAGUAAAAGCGGCGAAUUCUUCCUUUAAAAUAGUCUAAACACUUUAACAUACUUUGCACUCUAUAUACUAAUUGCCUG
Molecule: messenger RNA, 1865 nt
Organism: Nematocida parisii ERTm1
Lineage: Eukaryota; Fungi; Microsporidia
Exons: 1
Coding region: 1-1815 (604 amino acids)
Source: RefSeq, a predicted model, not a curated record